GUGACAUCGAUAAUGACUGCCUUUUUGUAGUGAAUGCUGGGUUUUGAAAAAGACUUUUCAUGUCAUUCCAAUUUAGGUCCGAUUCGGAUCCCUCCGUUGUUUCCUUCUUUUUCCUACGCCCUUUCCUCGAAAUGAGAAAGAAGACUCGGGAUUCCAUUGGAAUAUGUUGAUUUGGAGGGAUUGGAGUGGGUCACCAGUAUGAUAUGGAAACCUCUUUGGAUGGAUCAGAAGACUCGGGCAGGAGGUCAACUUGAUUUUGCAAAAGCUUGUAUAGAACUGGGUGCCGAUUUUAGAUUCCUGUCGAAGCAUUUUUACUCCGGGAGGUUUGUUUUUACGCCAGGUUUUGCCUGGUUUUGGUGUUUUCAGAAUUUGGCAGGUGGAACCUACCUCGAAGUCGAAAGUUGGACGAAAGGGAGAAAAUCAAGUCAAACGGUGGAAACAGCAGCAGAUAAC
This is a messenger RNA of Linum tenue, 453 nucleotides long. The record is from the annotation of a GenBank genome assembly. Lineage: Eukaryota; Viridiplantae; Streptophyta; Magnoliopsida; Malpighiales; Linaceae.